UUCUUCUGCUGCACAGCCUGUCAGCCAGAGCCGCUGGCGGAGCGGCCGGGGGCUCCUUUGCACCCGGGCGCCAGAGCCCUCGCCCUCCCGCAGCCUUCUCCCAGGCCCGCCGCGCGCACCCACCAUGAGGCCGCCGUUCUACCGCUGCCACAACAUUACCUCGGUGGAAAAGGGCAACUCGGCGACGAUGGGUGGGGUACUGUUCAGCGCGGGCGUCUUAGGCAAUCUGCUGGCCCUGGGGCUGCUGGCCCGCUCGGGGCUGGGGUUGCACCUGCCGCGCCAGUCACCCUCAGUCUUCUUCGUGCUGGUGUGUGGUCUGACGGUUACCGACUUGCUGGGCAAGUGCCUCUUGAGCCCUGUGGUGCUGGCCGCCUACGCGCAGAACCGGAGUCUGAGCGGGCUGUUGCCCGCGUCGGGCAGCUUGCUGUGUCAAGCCUUCGCCUUCUUCAUGUCCUUCUUCGGCCUUGCCUCGAUGUUGCAGCUCCUGGCCAUGGCGCUGCAGUGCUGGUUGUCUCUGGGGCACCCCUUCUUCUACCGACGGCACAUCACCCUGCGCCGGGGUGUGCUGGUGGCGCCGGUCGUGGGCGCGUUCUGCUUGGCUUUCUGCGCGCUGCCCUUCGCGGGCUUCGGAGAGUUCGUGCAGUACUGCCCUGGCACCUGGUGCUUUAUCCAGAUGGUCCACGAAGAGGGCUCGCUGUCGGUGCUGGGCUACUCCGUGCUCUAUGCCAGCCUCAUGGCCCUGCUGGUCUUGGCCACCGUGCUGUGCAACCUGAGCGCCAUGCGCAACCUCUACGCGAUGCACCGGCGGCUACCGCGGCGCCCGCGCUGCGGCACCAGGGGCUGCCCGGAGCCGGGCGCCGGCGAGAGGGAGGCGUCCCCGCAGCCAUUGGAGGAGCUGGAUCACCUCCUGCUGCUGGCCCUCAUGACAGGGCUCUUCACCAUGUGCUCCCUGCCUUUAAUUGUUCCCAGGUGAUGUUGAUGCUGCUGAUCCAGGAAGAACCACACCCUAAAGCAGGAACUGGAAAACUAGGAAGGCGGGAGGGGAAGAGGGUGGGAGGAGAGGGGAGGGGAAUAGGCCUGCCUGCCAUUUUUGAAUAGUCCUGGAGUUAAGAAUUUCCUUUUAUAGAUGAACAUUUGCAAUUAAUUUGAUGAUGGGGAACACAAAAUUUGAACCCCAAUUACGUGAAAUUAAAAAAUUCCAUUCUUCUCAUUAGUAGUCCUGUAUUGUGAAAUAUUGUACUCAAUUAUCAUUAGAUUUUAAAUUUCAUCAAUAAAAAAAUGUUUUCUCUCUUGUUAUACAAGUACAUACCAAAUAGUCUCGAUUUUGCCUCUUGGCCCCAAAACCAAACCCAUUGCAGUUGAGUCAAUUCCAACUCAUAGCGA
Molecule: messenger RNA, 1383 nt
Organism: Trichechus manatus latirostris (Florida manatee)
Lineage: Eukaryota; Metazoa; Chordata; Mammalia; Sirenia; Trichechidae
Gene: PTGDR
Product: prostaglandin D2 receptor
Exons: 2
Coding region: 125-973 (282 amino acids)
Biological process (GO): G protein-coupled receptor signaling pathway; positive regulation of cytosolic calcium ion concentration; inflammatory response
Cellular component (GO): plasma membrane
Molecular function (GO): prostaglandin D receptor activity
Source: RefSeq, a predicted model, not a curated record